This is a messenger RNA of Silurus meridionalis, 3425 nucleotides long. It is a transcript of the gene nrtn, whose product is annotated as neurturin. The record is from RefSeq and is a predicted model, not a curated record. The coding region runs from base 851 to 1516 and encodes 221 amino acids. Gene Ontology annotation, molecular function: glial cell-derived neurotrophic factor receptor binding; receptor tyrosine kinase binding; growth factor activity. The transcript has 3 exons. Lineage: Eukaryota; Metazoa; Chordata; Actinopteri; Siluriformes; Siluridae.
CUCCCUCCCUUCACUCAUCUCCUCUCCUGAACCAUCCUUCUGCAUUAAACCAGCGUGAGACUCAUCUUCUACACACACACUGCUCAGCUGCUCAGGACUCUGGUGUGGUCAAGCUGUGGACAGGGAACCAUAACCAGCUUAGAUGUGGUGUUCAGACACCUUGCAGCAGCAGGUUUGGGUUAAUAAAUUUUUUAUUUACCUGGAGAACGUAGAAUUUGUCGGCGAGAAGAACACGUGUGCUGCCAUCAGAUAUUCCUUCAUUUUAGUGAAUCACUGCAAAGGAAUUUUUGCAGAAUAAACAACGUUCCCAAGGCAUUUUAUCUUCCAGCAUUGUGUUUCACAAGAAGCCUGGUGAGAAACCUGAAACUGCCUGCAGAACUUUAAAAACUUCAUCACUGUUUCAUCAAAAUUCUGUAUUAUUAUUAUUAUUAUUAUUAUUAUUAUUAUUAUUAUUAUCAUUUAUAUAACACGUGCUCUUCAUCAUCACAUGAACCUUCUAAAAUGGACAGAUGAUUUAUAUUUCUGACUCUAAAAGCUGAAUGUGUAACAAGACUCUGACAUGAAGAUGUGGAUUUGGGGAUGUUUUCUUCACAUCCUGAACUCCUGGAGGUCCAAUGAUCCUUUGAAACUGAUAGAAAGCUGCACUUUGGGGAGGUAAUGCUCUAGACUCCUGGAUAAAACCUGUCCGAUAAACACGGGAUGAAAUAACGUCACUGUCCUUCACCACUUAAGCUGAAGAGCUAGAAUACUGAUUAAUGCCAUUUUUACCCAGAGGUCAACUGAAAGCACGUACUCUGUCAGGUCUGGAUAAACCGGGCAAAAGCGUGCCAAUGCUCUUAAUUAUUUUACGAUGAAGUUAUGGAAGUGUGUCUCUAUCAUCUUGAUGCUCUGUGGUGCUGCACUCUCAAUCUUCCUCUCUAGAAUCCUGCUUUCCUCCAAACUACAUGUUCUUCCUCCCUCCGAACAUUCCUCUUCCUCAUUGGCAUCAUCAUCAUCAUCACCAAUGUCUUCAAACCGCUCCUCAUCAGAGACUCGAGGGACGUUUCGCAGAGCCAGGUCAGCAGAUGAGGACAACUCUGUCAUCUCUGAUUUCAUGCACAUAUUCCAGAGUUUCACAGAGAGCGAGUUGAAGCAGAUCCUCCACACACUGGGGCAGAGGAAAGCUGGAAGGGAUGCAAAAGUGGGCAAAAGAACUAAGAGGGCCAGGAAAGGUACCAAACCCUGUUCACUGACUGAUAAGGAGGUGACGGUGAGCCAGCUGGGUUUGGGUUACGUCAGUGAUGAAGUCAUCCUUUUCCGUUACUGCAGUGGUAAAUGUGUAGCAACUCGUCGCAACUACGACCUGGCGCUGGCGAGGAUGAAAGGUCAGCGUGUGUUGAGUCGAGAGAACGUGGACAGAGCUCGACAUUCGCCAUGCUGCCGACCCACGGCCUACGAAGGGAUCACCUUUCUGGACAACCACAGCCGCUAUCAUACCAUCUAUGAGGUUUCUGCACUGAAGUGUGCUUGUGUAUGACAUCCAUUACUGACACUAUCCCUAAAUAUGGAUCGUUCUUUUUCAGGUAAACACAUAAUGAGGUCAUAAGAAAUGCAAAAACAAACGUAAUUGAACAUGGGGACUCUAAAGAGCUCUAAAGGGAAAGGAAAUGAAUAAUGGUAUGAAUAAGACGCUGCAGCUGACAUGCAGAGUACAGCUUUGCUUUUCUGGUCUUAAAAACAAACAGCUGUGUGAUGAUGAUGUUUAUUUGUCUUUCUGGGACAGGAAUUCAAUAUAGCACAUAACAGAGUGAUAUUAAAUUAAAUCAGGAUGUAAAAUAAUCACUUUCAUUUCUACAGACGUUCUAUAAUACACACACACACACACACACACACACACACACACACAAAACAUGACUAUAAGAACAAGAACAGCAAAAAUGAUGAAAAGUUGAGGUGAGCAAUGAUUCUGUAAACACUGGUAAUGAAAGUAAAGUAGAAAUAUAAACUGUAAAAGAGUCACUUCUCCAUUAACAAACUAUACAUAACAUUUUAUCUGUAAAAGACACAGCAUUAAUAUCGACUGUUAGGGUUUUGCUCAGAGAAAACUAAAAGGUCUGACAUGCAGAAAGUAAACAUACAGUUUCUCUGCAUGAUCUUAUUUCUGUCUGUGAGACAUUGAUGAACGUUCUGAAAUCUAGGAUUUAUAUCGUGUAUAUUUAUAUGAAUAUACACUUUAUAUUUAUAAAGUGUAGAUAAAGUUUACCAAGAUUUCAUCUAUUCCUUGAAAAGAGUUUGUGUUUUUUCUAUUCUUCCAUCUUAGUGCAUGAAUAGAAAAAACUCUUUUCAAUGAAUAGAUGAAAUCUUGGUGAACUUUAUCUACACUUUUAUGGAAAGCAUCAAGAUGAAAUGUGUGUAGAAUCAGAUGCGAGAGUUGUAUAAGAGUUGGUGAGAAGCAGGUGUCCUGCUAAGACUGGGGCAGGAGGAUUGUGUCUGAGAGCCUCAACAAAUCCAUUCCGUUUUUGUAAAUCCUAUAACAGACUACUCUAAUCCACUUAGUGCCUUCUGAACAGAAUCACACAAACACUGAGUGCAGAAAUGAACAGAACAGCAGGUCACUUCAUUAUAAAAGAAAUAUUCUACCUGUUUGAUUGACAUUUCAGAUUCAUGUGAUUUAAACUUUCUAUAGAAACUCUGUGAAGUUCCUUCAAUGACCUGAACGGUUGGAAACAAAAGAUCAUUUAUGUAGAGAAGGUCACCACCUCACUGCAGAUUAAUGAGACUCUCUGUGGAGCUCUGAAGAUGUGAGUCUGUACGAAUUCUUCACACGUCUGCUGUUGGUAAUAUUUUACAUCAUCCCACAGAAAAAGUUGCUAAUGAACAUGUUACGAAUUCAGCAACCUGAAAUAAACAUCUUAAGUCCAACUGUUUAACUAGACUGUAAGCAGGGAAAAGCACUGGGAUAAAAACCUUCAUGAUAUUUAUAGAUUAUUAUGAAACUUAAUGAUGACUUCAGGAUGCAGGUGGAGUUUGUGCAUGUAGUCGAGCUUCAUUACAGCAUGAACCAAUCGAAAUGAGGCACAGCUUAUAUUAUAUUCUUAUUUUGUUAUUUAAGUUCACUGGAUGUACUGAUUGGAACUCAUUCUACAGACGUUAUGUUUUAUUUUAUUUAAACUGAACUCUAUAAAGUUAUAAAAGAGCAAGAAAACCACAACCAUUAGCUCAGAUAUGACCUCUGACCCCUGGGCUGUGUUGGAUUCUGUCGACCAACUACACUAAACAUUGAUGCAAUGCAUCUGUAUAAAGGUUUAUCUAUAUUUAUUACAGAGUAAAUUAUGGUUUAUUUAUUUACAGCAUCACAGAAUAAACAGCAGCAUUUUAUUUAUUGAAUGUAUUUGGUGCCAAAGUUUCAUGUAUUAUGUUCAUAUCACAGUUUAAUAAACUGUACA